GUGAGGGCACCUCAAAUUAGGAUAUUAACUGGGCAAUUAGCAUCUUAAAAUAUCAGAGCUAUUGCAUUCCCGGUUUGGCCUCUAGUUCUGGCCACCCUCACCUUAAGCUUCUCUCUCCUCCCCCAACCACCUCGCCAUGAUAUAAGUAGAGCCACCACACCGGAGGGCCAUUUCCAAGGGCGCUACACGAAGUUAGGCGGCCAAAGUGUUCGUAACCAACCCCUCCCUCUUCCCCAGUGAAACUUUCAGACUCCCGUUUUAGUAAAAGCGAGGCUAGGGGAGCUUGGCCAGGAUGAAGUUUAUGAAACUUGGCACCCGGCCGGACACCUUCUUCACCUCCGAGUCCGUGAGGUCUGUCUGCACGGAGGUGGCCACCGACCUGCAGAUCCUGGUGGAUGGCUGCGUCUAUCAUCUCCACAAGUUCCCUCUGCUCUCGAAAUGCAUGCUCCUGCAAGCGCUCUGCGCCGAUUCCGGCGCCAGCGGCGGCGGCGGCGGUGACGUCGUCGAGCUCCCGGGAUUCCCGGGCGGCGGCGAGGCGUUCGAGGCCUGCGCCAAGUUCUGCUACGGCAUCACCAUCACGGUGAGCGCGCGGAACCUCGUCCCGCUGCGGUGCGCGGCCGCGCACCUCGGCAUGUCCGAGGCCGCGGACCGGGGCAACCUCGCCGCCAAGCUCGACGCGUUCCUCGCCUCCUGCCUCCUCCGCCGCUGGAAGGACGCGCUCGGCGUGCUCAGCUCCACGCGCCACUACGCCCUGCUCUGCGAGGACCUCGGGCUCACGUCCCGCUGCGUCGACGCCGUGGCCGCCCUCAUCAUCAACCCGGACACCGCCUUGCCGGCCAAGUCGACGUCGGCGUCGCCGUGGUGGGCGCACGACAUCGCCGAGCUCGGGGUCGACCUCUUCUGGCGCAUCAUGGUGGCCGUCAAGGCGACCGGCGCCGUCCACGAGAAGACCGUCGGCGACGCGCUCAAGGCGUACGCGCGCCGGUGGCUGCCGAACGUCGCCAAGGACGGGCUCUCCGCGGACCAGCCGUUCGACGACGACGCCGGCAGUGCGGACGUGAAGCAGAUCACCACGAGGCACCGCCUCCUCCUCGAGAAGAUCGUGAGCCUGCUCCCGGCGGAGAGGGACGCCGUCUCCUGCGGCUUCCUGCUCAAGCUCCUCAAGGCGGCCAACAUCCUGAGCGCGUCCGCCGCGUCCAAGGCGGAGCUGGUGAGGCGGGUGGCGUGGCAGCUCGAGGAGGCCAGCGUCGCGGACCUGCUGGUCCCGUCGCUGUCCUGCGUCAGCGAGACGCUCUACGACGUGGACGCCGUGGCGGCCAUCCUCGACGAGUUCUCGCUGCGGUACGCCGCGGUCGCGCCGGCACCUCCGCCGCCGCUGGCCCUGUCUGGGAGCCCCGACGACAGCCCGGCGCACUCGGGCGGGCACCGGCGGUCGCGUUCGGCCGAGAGCGUGAGCUUCGACGGCACGCGACGGUCCUUGUCGGCCGCGCCCGUGUCGCAGGGCGCGCUGGCGCGGGUGGGCAAGUUGGUGGACGGGUUCCUGAUUGAGGUGGCCAAGGACCCCAACAUGCCGCUGGACAAGCUGCUCGCCAUUGCCGAGGCCGUGCCAGACAGCGCCCGGCCGGAGCACGAUGGCCUCUACAAAGUCGUCGACACAUACCUCAAGGCGCAUCCGGAGAUGAGCAAAAGCGCGAGAAAGCGGCUAUGCCGGGUGCUCAACUGCCGGAAGCUGUCGGAGAAGGCGUCCGCGCACGCGGCGCAGAACGAGCUCCUCCCGCUGCGCGUGGUCGUGCAGGUGCUCUUCUUCGAGCACGCGCGCGCCGCGGCGCUGGCGUCGGGCGAGCACGCCGCCGUCGCCGCGGCGGACCUGCCGAGCAACAUCCGGGCGCUGCUGUCCAAGGCGUCCGGGUCGUCCGAGGACGACGAGGCCGACCGCGUCGACGAGCAGCGGCUCCGCGCGCUGGCCGCCGGCGCGUCCCCGGGGGACGACUGGAGCGUGGAGGGCCUCCGCCGCGCGGCGUCCAAGAUCGCCACGCUGCGGAUGAAGCUGGCCGAGGAGGACGAGGACCACGACGCCGACGAGUUUGCCCGGAAGGCCGGGCUGGCGCGCAGCGCGUCGCUGCGGUUCAGAGCGUUCUGCGCCAUCCCCGCCGGGAAGCCGAAGCGGAUGCUCAGCAAGCUGUGGCCGCUCGGCAGGAGCGGCGUUAGCCAUUAGUAGCCAUCGUCUAGCUUCCGUGAUCUCCUGUUUUUCUGAGGGUGAUUUGUUUGUCUCUUCUAUUUAGUACUCCUACAUCUUCUUCCUCCUCUUUUCAGUUGAGUUACAGUUCCAAGGCAAAUUGUACCUUGCGUGUAGUUGUAAUUCCAAUGGUCACAAUAAAAAAAUAGAAAUUGCACAGGCUACUUGCUCC
Panicum hallii is the source of this 2408-nucleotide messenger RNA. Its product is annotated as BTB/POZ domain-containing protein At1g67900-like. Lineage: Eukaryota; Viridiplantae; Streptophyta; Magnoliopsida; Poales; Poaceae. The transcript is spliced from 4 exons. The coding region runs from base 293 to 2215 and encodes 640 amino acids. The record is from RefSeq and is a predicted model, not a curated record.